UUGGAACCACACUCAGCAGGUGCUGGCCUGUGGUACAGAGGAAGGUGCGAUAACCCUUAUGCUCGAGUCGGGAAAGACGUUGGAGGUGCUGAAAGAGGCGGACGUGGGCGCGCGGGUUCCCCCCAUGCCCAUUACUUCCUUGGCCUGGGGUGGACGAUCCCGGUACCUCUUGACGACGGGACAGGCACAUAGCCCACACCUAUGGGACCUGAAAAGGAAGGAGCGUGUGAUGGCGUUCGGCGGCCACGAGGCUCAUGUGACGGCCGUCGCCUUCGCCCCGGACAGCGAGCGAGUCGCCUCAGGCAACCACCAUGGAGAGGUCUUGUUGC
Messenger RNA from Nannochloropsis gaditana CCMP526, 329 nucleotides. RefSeq names its product wd40 repeat domain-containing protein. The record is from RefSeq and is a predicted model, not a curated record. The transcript has a single exon. Gene Ontology annotation, molecular function: gamma-tubulin complex binding; protein binding. The annotation marks the transcript as partial. Gene Ontology annotation, biological process: regulation of microtubule nucleation.